UCCCCCGUCGUCGCGCAUUGGUAUCGCCCGUGGUAGGUGGGAUCGGCUCUGCGGGGAAGUCUCUGGCAGAUCAAUGAAUUCGCUUUGAUGGCAGUGUUGGCCAAUUGAGCGGAGCGCCAGGCAGAGGCACGGGAAGGAACGCAUCGUACAUCGCACGGGGGGCUUCCAUUGGUCGGGCAUAGCCGGGGUGGUGGGCGCCCUGUAGCCCGGACUGACCGGCAGCCGCUGGAGCAGCGCAUCGGACUUGGGGAAACUUAGAUACAAAGUUGCCUUUAUUUCUGCUGGAGGAUUGGCACGGACACGGACUGCACGGAACAGGAAUGAUUUUUCCAAGUAGCAGCAACCCUGUGAGAACCCCGUAUAGGAAGCAGCAACCCAUCGUGCCUGCUCACCCCAUGGCUCCUCCAAGCCCCAGCACAACCAGCAACAACAAUAGCAGCAGUAGCAGUAGCAGUUCUGGUUGGGAUCAGUUAAGCAAAACGAACUUGUAUAUCCGAGGUCUCCUUCCAAACACCACAGACCAGGACCUAGUGAAGCUAUGCCAACCAUAUGGCAAGAUUGUUUCCACAAAAGCUAUCUUGGAUAAAACAACAAACAAAUGUAAAGGUUAUGGAUUUGUAGACUUUGACAGCCCGGCAGCUGCUCAGAAAGCGGUCUCAGCUCUGAAGGCGACUGGAGUCCAAGCACAGAUGGCAAAGCAACAAGAACAAGAUCCAACAAACCUGUAUAUAUCCAACUUGCCAUUGUCCAUGGAUGAACAAGAGCUUGAGAAUAUGCUGAAGCCAUUUGGACAAGUGAUAUCGACAAGGAUACUGCGUGAUUCCAGUGGCACCAGUCGCGGAGUUGGCUUUGCAAGGAUGGAAUCGACAGAGAAAUGUGAAGCAGUGAUCAAUCAUUUUAAUGGAAAGUUUAUUAAAACUCUUCCUGGUGUUUCAGCUCCUACAGAAGCUCUGCUGUGCAAGUUUGCAGAUGGAGGUCAAAAGAAGAGACAGACCCAGAACAAAUAUGUCCAGAAUGGAAGAGCUUGGCCGAGAGAGGGGGAGGUGAGACUUGCUGGAAUGACAUUGACCUAUGACCCCACUGCUGCUAUUCAAAAUGGGUAUGUCAGAAGGUUCUAUCCGCCGUAUAGCAUCGCCACAAACAGGAUGAUUACACAGACUUCUAUCACUCCCUAUAUCGCAUCUCCCGUCUCAACGUACCAGGUGCCAAGUCCAUCCUGGAUGCAGCCUCAGCCCUACAUCAUGCAGCAUGCUGGAACUGUCUUAACUCCCUCCAUGGACCAUACCAUGUCACUACAGCCUGCAUCGAUGAUGAACCCUAUGACCCAGCAGAUGAGUCAUAUGUCAUUAAGCAGCAGUGGAACAUAUAUGCCUGCCACAACAGCUAUGCAAGGAGCUUAUAUACCGCAGUACACACACGUCCAAACAGCUGCCGUCUCUGUGGAGGAACCCAAUCCUCAACAGCAAGUGACAGUAGAGACGUCUAAUGAACAUUCUCCAUACACCUAUCAACAGAACAAGUAACUCUAAAAGAUGGAGCGAUGACCUUGAUUGGGGGAAAUGAGGUUCAGAUGCUUAAACAAUCACGGAUUUUUCUGAACAAUCGUGCUUUAUGAAUUGACAGUUUUGCACAGGUUCUUGGGAAAAAAACAUUAUUUAUAACAAAAUCAACUCAAACUAUUUUUGCUAUAAGUUCUAUGAAGUGCAUAAAAACCUUCAAUUCAUCUAGUGUCUGUUCCCCUGAACAGGUUUAUUUUAUUAUGGAAAUUUUUAUCAAGUAAUAUAACAAAAAAGAGACAGACUACAGGUUUAUCUCUGGAUAUGCACAGGUGGCUAUUUGUAUGAGGAUAUGUGCAUGACAGACAAUUUUUUUGUGUUAUUUUUUCUUUUGUUUUUGUUUUUUAUGGGACUUCCAUUGUUAAAUUUUUAAGGACUUAUGAUUUUUUUUUGUUUUUUUUGUUUUUAUUUCUUCUCUGAAGGUUAACCAUUUUACAGGCCAGCGAAGAAAAAAAAAAAAAAACCCAAAAUAAACCAUCGCUGGUUUCUCAAUGUUCUAACUGAUUCCAACAAGAAGGCAUUUUAAUGUGAUGCCUCCGUGCUUGCAGUGUGAGUGUUGCUGUAGUGCAGUGUUGCAGUUGCUGUCUGUUUUCUGACUCCUUGUAAUUUUUUUCUCAUAGCGUGAAGUGUCUUAUCUUUUUCCAAUGAAUUCCAAUUUGCCUUAAAAACUUUUAAUGCUGUAGCUUUUUUUUCCUCCACGCAAUUACUAGAAA
Molecule: messenger RNA, 2269 nt
Organism: Nanorana parkeri
Lineage: Eukaryota; Metazoa; Chordata; Amphibia; Anura; Dicroglossidae
Gene: RBMS1
Product: RNA binding motif single stranded interacting protein 1
Exons: 14
Coding region: 321-1523 (400 amino acids)
Cellular component (GO): cytosol; nucleus; ribonucleoprotein complex
Molecular function (GO): mRNA 3'-UTR binding; poly(A) binding; poly(U) RNA binding
Source: RefSeq, a predicted model, not a curated record